CGAGGCGGAGCGGGCGCUCGCCGGGAGGAUGGACGCGGCCGCGGAGCGCAGCCUCCCGGAGCCGGGCAGCCAGGGCUCCCGGGCCGGCGACGACAUCGAGAUCGUGGUCAACGUGGGGGGCGUGCGGCAGGUGCUGUACGGAGACCUCCUCAGCCAGUACCCCGAGACCCGGCUGGCGGAGCUCAUCGGCUGCCUGGCGGGGGGCUACGACACCAUCUUCUCCCUGUGCGACGACUACGACCCCGGGAAGCGCGAGUUCUACUUCGACAGGGACCCGGACGCCUUCAAGUGUGUCAUCGAGGUGUACUAUUUCGGGGAGGUGCACAUGAAGAAGGGCAUCUGCCCCAUCUGCUUCAAGAACGAGAUGGACUUCUGGAAGGUGGACCUCAAGUUCCUGGACGACUGCUGCAAGAGCCACCUGAGCGAGAAGCGCGAGGAGCUGGAGGAGAUCGCGCGCCGCGUGCAGCUCAUCCUGGACGACCUGGGCGUCGACUCGGCCGAGGGCCGCUGGGGGCGCUGCCAGAAGUGCGUCUGGAAGUUCCUGGAGAAGCCCGAGUCGUCGUGCCCGGCGCGGGUGGUGGCCGUGCUGUCCUUCCUGCUCAUCCUCGUCUCGUCGGUGGUCAUGUGCGUGGGCACCAUCCCCGAGCUGCAGGUCCUGGACGCCGACGGCAACCGCGUGGAGCACCCGACGCUGGAGAACGUGGAGACGGCGUGCAUCGGCUGGUUCACGCUGGAGUACCUGCUGCGCCUCUUCUCGUCGCCCAACAAGCUGCACUUCGCCCUGUCCUUCAUGAACAUCGUGGACGUGCUGGCCAUCCUGCCCUUCUAUGUGAGCCUCACGCUCACGCACCUGGGCGCCCGCAUGAUGGAGCUGACCAACGUGCAGCAGGCCGUGCAGGCGCUGCGCAUCAUGCGCAUCGCCCGCAUCUUCAAGCUGGCCCGCCACUCCUCGGGCCUGCAGACGCUCACCUACGCCCUCAAGCGCAGCUUCAAGGAGCUAGGGCUGCUGCUCAUGUACCUGGCCGUGGGCAUCUUUGUCUUCUCGGCCCUGGGCUACACCAUGGAGCAGAGCCACCCCGAGACCCUGUUUAAGAGCAUCCCCCAGUCCUUCUGGUGGGCCAUCAUCACCAUGACCACCGUUGGCUACGGGGACAUCUACCCCAAGACCACCCUGGGCAAGCUCAACGCGGCCAUCAGCUUCCUGUGCGGGGUCAUCGCCAUCGCCCUGCCCAUCCAUCCCAUCAUUAACAACUUCGUCAGGUACUACAACAAGCAGCGGGUCCUGGAGACAGCGGCCAAGCACGAGCUUGAGCUGAUGGAACUCAACUCCAGCGGCGCGGCUGAGGGCAAGGCGGGGUGCUCCCGCAGCGACCUGGACAGCCUCCUGCCGGAGCCCGCGGGGGAGGAGGGGCCGAGCUGGAGCAGCCGGCUGAAGAUCUCCCACAGCGACACCUUCAUCCCUCUCCUGACCGAGGAGAAGCACCACAGGACCCGGCUCCAGAGCUGCAAGUGACGAGGGUCUUCCGGGCACAGACGGACUUGGGCCAGCGGACGGAGGGGCAGGUGUGGCGGGCCUAUCAGUGACUUCCUGGGAGGGGCUGUCCUUUGUCCCCUCCACGAUCUCCUGAACAGAACUCUGGAGGCCCUCUCGGGCACCCCUGGUGAGGCUGGGUAAGACCCCUUUCUGUU
Messenger RNA from Prionailurus viverrinus (fishing cat), 1689 nucleotides. It is a transcript of the gene KCNF1, whose product is annotated as potassium voltage-gated channel modifier subfamily F member 1. The coding region runs from base 29 to 1513 and encodes 494 amino acids. Gene Ontology annotation, cellular component: membrane; voltage-gated potassium channel complex. The transcript has a single exon. Lineage: Eukaryota; Metazoa; Chordata; Mammalia; Carnivora; Felidae. Gene Ontology annotation, molecular function: voltage-gated potassium channel activity. The record is from RefSeq and is a predicted model, not a curated record. Gene Ontology annotation, biological process: potassium ion transmembrane transport; protein homooligomerization.